This is a messenger RNA of Fulvia fulva, 207 nucleotides long. RefSeq lists its product as uncharacterized. Lineage: Eukaryota; Fungi; Ascomycota; Dothideomycetes; Mycosphaerellales; Mycosphaerellaceae. Bases 1 to 207 code for a protein of 68 amino acids. The record is from RefSeq and is a predicted model, not a curated record. The transcript is spliced from 2 exons.
AUGGCAUUCACGGACCUGAACACGUUGAUCGUGCGUGUAGAGCCAAUGCCGUCAGGUCCGGACAUCUGCGAAAAGUUGCGACCUUGCAAUAACCAGGAUGCUGCAUAUCUCGCGAAAGCAGGCAGCCAAGCGUUCGCUGUGCCAUCGUUAGCCGCGCCGACUCCGCAAAUGAACGUCCCUGUAAUCUUGGUACUGCCCGCGAACUGA